AGGAAUUGAAAGUUCAGUGGCAGAAAGCGUUGACUGAUGUAGCGAAUAUGGGAGGAUAUGAUUCUCAAAACUGGUAAUGUUUAUGUAUAUUGAAUAUCGUUCUGGCCUCACUUUGAUAUUAACUGUUUAAUGUUUUUUCAUUGAUCUUUCUUCUCGACAGGGAAAGCGACGCUACAAUGAUUGAAGACAUCACCAAUGAUGUUUUCCGUAAACUACUUUCAACUACAUCGAAGGAGUGUGAGGAUCUUGUUGGCAUUGAAGAUCAUAUCGCAGAGAUAAGUACAUUGUUACGUUUGGAGUCUGAGGAAGUCAGGAUGCUUGGUAUAUGGGGUUCCUCUGGAAUUGGCAAGACUACCAUCGCAAGAGCUCUGCUGAACCGAUUUUCUUCAAGGUUUCAACGAAGCAUCUUUAUAGACAUGGCUUUCGUAUCUAAGAGUAAGAACUUGUAUCCUAGUGCAAAUGCGGACGACUACAACCUGAAGUCGCAUUUACGGAAAGAAUUUCUAUCUGAGAUUUUGGGCGAAAAGGACACUAAGAAAGAGCAUGUGGGUGCACUGGAAGAGAGGCUAAAACACCGAAAAGUUCUUAUCAUUAUUGAUGAUUUGGAUGAUCCAAUGGUGCUAGAUGCCUUGGUUAGUCAAAAUCAUAGGUUUGGACGUGGGAGCACAAUCAUCAUGGUCACAAAAGAUAAGCAUCUCUUAAGGGCACGCAAGGUUGAUUGUAUUUACGAGGUUGUUCUCCCAUCUAAAGACCUUUCUCUUAAGAUGUUAUGUCGAUAUGCUUUCAGUAAAGAUUCUCCACCUGAUGGUUUGAUGGAACUUGCUUCUGAAGUUGCACUGCUUGCCGGUAAUCUUCCUCUGGGUCUUAAAGUUUCAGGUUCACAUUUACAAGGUAGGAAUAAAGAGGACUGUAUUGAUAUGUUACUGAGGCUCCGAAGUGGCUUGGAUGGACGAAUUGGGAAAACAAUGAGAGUCAGCUACGAUGGGUUAAAUAACAGAAAAGAUAAAGCAAUAUUUCGUCAUAUUGCAUGCUUUUUCAACGGUGCACAUAUCAAUGACAUCAAAGAGCUUCUAGCAAAUAGUGACUUCGAUAUCAAUAUCGGGCUAGUCAACCUCAUCGAUAAGUCCCUGAUACAGGUAAGAUCGGGUAAUGUAGAGAUGCACUGUUUGCUACAAGAAAUGGGUAAGGAAAUUGUCCGCGCAGAGUCCAAUGAUCCUGGAGAACGAGAAUUCCUUGUGGAUUCAAAAGACAUUUGCUAUGUGCUUAGUAAUGCCACUGGUACGAGGAAGAUUUUAGGUAUAUCACUUGAUACCGAUGAGAUUGAUGAGUUGAAUGUAUACGAGAAAGCCUUUGAAAGUUUGCAUAAUCUCGUUUUUCUAAACAUUUACACGAAGAAAAGGAUGAUGGAGGAAGAAGAGAGAUUGCAUUUACCAGAAGGCUUCAACUAUUUUUCCCCCAAACUCAGAUUAUUGUUGAAGUGA
Molecule: messenger RNA, 1481 nt
Organism: Brassica napus (rape)
Lineage: Eukaryota; Viridiplantae; Streptophyta; Magnoliopsida; Brassicales; Brassicaceae
Product: disease resistance protein RPS6-like
Exons: 2
Coding region: 177-1481 (434 amino acids)
Biological process (GO): defense response
Molecular function (GO): ATP hydrolysis activity; ADP binding
Source: RefSeq, a predicted model, not a curated record